Molecule: messenger RNA, 300 nt
Organism: Prorocentrum cordatum
Lineage: Eukaryota; Dinophyceae; Prorocentrales; Prorocentraceae
Source: the annotation of a GenBank genome assembly
AUGCCGGUGCGCACCACGCGCGCCCUGCCUGGGCGCUGCCCAACACCGACGCCCACGGGCGACGCGCCCCUUGAGCAGCUCCUGGCCCCGCUGGUCGGCGACGUGAACCCGCUCAAUGUAGGCGCCGCGCUACCAGCCAGCAACACCAUGGACGCCCUGAGCGCGGCGCGGGGCGCGGGCGUCGGCCCCCCGCCCCUGGCCCGAGGACGACGUCGCGGCAUUGCACACGUCAGGGGCAACGUCAAGGGGGAAGCUUCUCCCCCCCCUUACCCCUUUCCUUGUCCGCGUCGCCACAAAUGA